This is a messenger RNA of Dicrocoelium dendriticum, 956 nucleotides long. Lineage: Eukaryota; Metazoa; Platyhelminthes; Trematoda; Plagiorchiida; Dicrocoeliidae. The record is from the annotation of a GenBank genome assembly.
AUGGAAGUCAAAGAUCCCGAUGGUUCGAAGGUCAUACUCAAUCGAGAUACCAAUGUGCAAUGUGAUCCGAACUUGCUGCCACAACCAGACCAUGUGAUGGUAAACCAUAUGUAUGCUCUUUCUAUCAAGGACGGCGUGAUUGUUCUCUCUGCCAUCACACGUUAUCGGCAAAAAUUCGUCUCCACCGUGCUCUACAAACCUAUUUGAACACGGGACCCAGGGCGCGCCACUCUUCCUCCUUAUUCUCUAUUCCCCCAGACUUGUGAUUUAUCAUCUAUGACUAGCUUCUCUUCGUCUUUGCUCAUCUCCCCCAAUACCCCUGCCUUAUAGCUGAGUUUCCUUUUCUGCACACACACACACACACACUGGUGCUCUCAUCUGUAGUUGUGAUGGCUCGAUUGUUUUGCCUCCUUCUCCGACUUCACACAUCCCACACGGGUGUCUAUUUGUGACUAGUAUCUCCAGGACAUCACUUUAAUCCUCUGUGCCCCCCCUCAUUCUCCAUACACCGAUCUUCACUGUACCCCACAGAUAGACUGGUCCAGUGCAAUAUUGUUCGCACACACGACCGCGUUCAAUUUCUCCUCAGGCUUAUUAUGAUCUCGUUUUGUUGGCAUUCUUCUGUCUCUGCCACUGCGUUCGUUGCUUUUCUGUUGCAUUGGUUCGCUUGCUAUUUUCGUUAUACUUCCGCACGCACAGCAAAAGCAACGCGGCAAAUGCACUUUUGAUAUCUUCACCGCCUUUGUUUGCUCGUUACCCACGUUCUUGCCACGAAUUUUGAAGGUUGUGCUUUUCGCCACUGUUUUUUUCUUUGGGUGUUAUUUCUGGAAGGUUAUUUGUUCCACUUCAGCACAGUCCUGUUCAAUGCUUACUGUAUACUUUCAUGACACGGCUUUUAUAGUGUCCCUGUCCCGUUUGCUUACGUCACCGCAUUGCUCUUCGUGCGAUGAUGGAAC